Messenger RNA from Acaulospora colombiana, 378 nucleotides. The record is from the annotation of a GenBank genome assembly. Lineage: Eukaryota; Fungi; Glomeromycota; Glomeromycetes; Diversisporales; Acaulosporaceae.
AUGAUUAAAAUUGAUAUAAGGAGGAAUUAUGUUACAAGUGUUAAGCGUAACCCACAAAAGGACAUGGGCAUUGAAAUUACGGAUCGAGCUGCUGAACAACUUAAAACUUUAUCGAAAACAGAGAAGAAUAAUAACCUCGCGUUAAGAAUAACUGUUGAUUCAGGAGGAUGCCAUGGAUUUCAAUACUUUUAUGAUUUAACGGAAGAAUCUUCUUUCAAAGAUGAUGAUGUGGUCUUUGAGAAUGAUGGAGCAAAAGUGGUUGUGGACAUGACAUCCUUAGGAAUGGUCAAUGGUUCAAAAAUAGAUUAUACCGAAGAGUUAAUCGGAUCUCAGUUUCAGGUUGUUGAUAAUCCUCAAGCUUUGUCGGGUUGCGGGUAA